This is a messenger RNA of Vespula pensylvanica (western yellowjacket), 5930 nucleotides long. Its product is annotated as mediator of RNA polymerase II transcription subunit 12-like. NCBI's taxonomy places the organism in Eukaryota, Metazoa, Arthropoda, Insecta, Hymenoptera, Vespidae. The coding region runs from base 1128 to 4460 and encodes 1110 amino acids. The record is from RefSeq and is a predicted model, not a curated record. The transcript is spliced from 4 exons.
ACAUAUAUAUAUAGCUAAAGCUAGCGAGUGUGAAAGGGUUAACAGUGAGAUGGGAAGAAACCGAUGAAAACUAUAGAUUACGUACACGUAUUAAACGACUACUAACCCAAAAGAAAGGUAGGUAGGUAGGUAGGUAGGUAGGUAGACUUCGUUUUCGAUGGGCCUUGGAGGUCACCGAAAAAGUGAUGCUUGGUUAAUAUAAUCGGCCAUGUCCCCUACCUUUCUCGGAGUUGUGGACAGAAAAAGAGAGAGAGAGAGAGAGAGAGAGAGAGAGAGAGAGAGAGAGAGAGAGAGAGAGAGAGAGAAGUGGACCCAAGGAAAGUCUAACAACAAGGGUGCUCAUCCUCUUCGGUUCGUAUACUUUGCGUUCAUCGACCGUUAGCCUCCUCUCUUCGAGUUCGAACGGCCUUUCCUUUUCUUCUUUCGUAACUAGUCCGUCGUCGUGGUGACGUAAAGAUACUAUUGAUAUCCGUUCGAGUCAAGUAAAAUAAAAUUUAUUACUUUCUAUAAUCGUUAAAGAUGCUGCGUAUGAUUUAUAUGUCACAUAUAUAAUAGUCACAUACAUAUACAUACAUAUACAUAUACAUACAUAUAUAUAUAUAUAUAUAUAAAAAGAUUAACAAAUAAGAUACUUUCAGAUAUCAUCGAUGAUAGAUACGCGUACUUAUUUAUACGGCAAGUUCUUUCUACAAAUCGACGAGGGAAUAUCAAAGAUUAACGCCAUAUUACAUACAUCCCUCAGUCUUAUGUAAAACCGCAGGAUGUGAUAUGUCACUCACCUGUCGUCCAUAAAACUUCAACUGCUGUAACAAGAUACACUAAUACGUCCUGUCCUCUCCUCUUGCUUCUGUCUAAUAAAUAAAAAAGAAAAAGAAACAUACAAAAAAUAUAAAGAAAAAAAGAAAGAAAGGAAAGAGAGAAAAUAGCAUCUACAUAAUACAUACAAAUAAGAAGAAACGUGCUUCUCUCUUGUGGUUGUGUACCCACGUGAAGACAUGUCAUCGCCAACGAGUUAGCGUCCAACGAACGACCUUGAAGGCCUGGUAAUCAUUUGAAAGAAGAUACAAAUCUAACCCGAGCGCUAGCAUUCAGUCUUUGCGGAUUGAAAUCUCCCUUACCGGAUCAUCAUGUGGUCCCUCAAAUUGGUAAUAAUCCUGACGACAAUCGUCUUCGUCACGAGUUAUGCCAAAGAGGAAACGACCAAGAAUCGAGACAAGAGACAACAGAUACCUUAUCAUGCUAGAAGGGGUGCUAGACCACCGCCUUAUGCCGUUCAAAUGGAACCAAUCGUUCAAUAUUCUCAACGAGAUCCUCUCUAUAAUCCUUUGAUAAAUUCGAAGAGCGACGAUCUUGGUAUAUACGAAGAGAAUCCAUCGAGUUAUUAUCAAUCGGAACCAGAGCCAAUUAUUGAGAUUAUCAUUAAAGAAUCCAACGAAUCUUUGCCAACUCCGGUACCACCUCCGACUCCACCGCCGUCGAGACCAACGAAAGAACCAAUACAAGUUUAUUACGUAAAGUAUGAAAAGAAAGGAGGCUAUGGAGAGAAAUCUCGAGUCGUCUACGAUCCACCCGUACGUGCUUUGACACCGGUAGAAGAACACGAAGAAAUCAAACCCAAGCAUCAUAAGGAAGAACCUAUUCAACCGGUAACUCCAUCACCUCCAGAACCAUCGACCACUUUAAGAGCUAUCAUUCGACCGGACAGCGAGACUUAUCAUUCCGGUGGUAGCGGAAUCCGUGUUACCUUUGGAACGGAACAAUUACCACCUAACAAUCAUAACAAACGUAAUGACAUUGAAGCUCCGGUUUCUACUCAAGUUACAAAACCUCAUUCUCUUGGUUCUGUUGCACCUGGUACACCUAAACGACAACAUGGUCCUUAUCAGCCUUUACAGCCUGUACAGCAAAGAGUACCACCUGCAUUUCCACAGCAAAGAGUCGUUAACUCUUUUCAACCACCGCUAUCUUUAAUUCCACAACAACAGAUUCAACAGCAACAACAGCAGUUACCUUUGAAGUUUCUACCACAACGACAGCAACAAUUCCCACCUGCUUUAUCAGUGAGAAAUCAAUUGCAAAGACCACAGCAACCAUCGUUACCAAUUCAAAGUUUGCCUGAUCUAUCGCAACGAGCACCGUCCACUGCUUUCGGUCCUCCUCAUCGUAUUAGUAUAAAUCAUCCUCAACAGCCAGGACUUCCACCGACGCUAUCGGUUUCUCAUCAAAGCGUGCAAUUACAAAAUCAACCGCUUGGACCUAUUCAACCUAAUUUCAAUGUGGAACGAAAACAACCUCAGCAACAGCAACAACAACAACAACAACAACAGCAACAACCUCCGAUAUUUUCGCAACAAGAACAAGAGAAGCAACGAUAUCACGAACAACGACGUCAGCAAGAGGCAUUGAAGCAACGCGAACAUCAACGGCAACGCGAACAGCAAAGACUUCAGGAACAUCGUAGACUCGUGGAACUACAGCGACAAUUCGAUCAACAGAGGCAUAUAGAACAGCAAAGACAGGUGGAACAACAACAGAGACAAGUGGAACAGCAAAGAUUGGCGGAUCAACAGAGACUCGUUGAACAACAGAGAUACGCGGAACAACAAAGAUUGACGGAACAACAGAGACUUGCGGAAGAACAGAGACUGGUGGAACAGCAGAGAUUGGCUGUUGAACAGCAAAGGCUACAGGAACGUCAAAGAUUGCAUGAACAGCAUCGAAUUCAGGAACAAAGAAGACGUAAACAAGAACACGAACAAAGACUCUUGCAAGAGCAACAAUAUCGUACAUCUUUGAAAUAUAAUCAGGCUAUUCCUCCGCAAGGUGGUAUUCCAGGUCAACCUCCAUUACCUAUUCAAAAGCCAGAAGGAGAAAUCUUUAAGGCCGUGCCAAAGUUGGAACAACAUUAUGCGAUCAGAGAGAAUCCGUUACAUCCAGGCCCGUUCCCACCGAAUCCAGUACAAUUAUCGUCUUUUCCAGAAAGUUCGUUGAAUCAGUACCAGGCAACGCAUCAGUUAAACACUUUACAAGAUUCCCGACAAAUCGUGGGAGGUCAAUCGAAUCGAAUUUUGAACGACGAAGUACCACGACAGUUACAACAACAAAUUGAAAAUCAACAAGUUCCCUCGAGUCAUCGACAUUUAACGUUUAAUCCAGAUUCGCUAGGACAUCAACAAACGCAGCUAUCUUUGACACCAUCUAUAAACACUCAACAACAACAACAACAACAGCAACAUCGUCAAAGAGAACAACAAUCUUUCUGGGGACGUUCACCCUCUCAAAACAACGAUAUACAAAAGUCCCAAACAAUUUACGCAACACCAGUUAGUAUCCCUUCUGAAUUCGGAUCAUCUACCGGCAGGACAUCCUACAGGAAUACUCCAUUUUCUAGCAGUAGCACGACAACGACGACGACGACUACUACGACCACAACUACCACCGAAGCACCAACGACAACUACUCUAUCACCGAAAAACGAAGCAAAGAUCAAAGAGAACAUCGCAAAUUUACCGGACGAAGUACCAGACGAUAUAAGGGAACAACUUUUGAGUUCCGGUAUUUUAGGUAACGCUGACAUACAAAUACUUGAUUACGACAAGGUCGGUGGCAUACCAAUCGAGAAACUACCGCCCGAGGCAUUGGCAAAUUUCUACGGUGCUGGAGGUGCUUCCGCAGUGGCAGCGAGCGAGCCGAUACCGUCUAUCAUUAAAAAACCUGAAACUUCAUUGUCCAACGAAGACAGCGUUUCUGCUGGCACCUCUCAAAGCGUUACUUCUUUAUCGAAAUACGAACCGCCUAAUAAGGAAAUGAUGGAGAGCACGAUCAUGGGAAGAACCAAGAUCGAGCAGGCCACUUUGAGGCCAGGUGGUGUAGAGAUGAAAGUAGUACGGUUCGAUCCAAGUACGGAGCAAGGCCGAGCAGUGGCCGAGCAACAUAUACGAGCUGACGCGACCAGACUCGAACCGGUCACUAUAGGUCCGGAAAAUCACGACCAAUACAAUCGUUACUUGCCGCUUAAAGUAAGCGGUGCUUCGUUUCCUAUACCAGAUGUACCCGAUCUAAAAGAUCGAAAAAUAACGAGCGUGGUCGUACUCGCACCGGUUGAUUAUCGUUUUCAGGAAAAGGAUAAAGGUCUCGAAACUAGAGAGGACAGAAAGAUCGAUGAUAUACAGGCUGUUAAAUUUUUAGCCGGCGAUACGCUCAAACAACUCGUUAAAAAGCCUACUCUAGAUAAUUAUAAAAAGUGGUUGGAACAGGAAACUCGUACCGAACCUCAGAGACAAUCUGUUGUAUUAUUAAUCACCAUGCCGUCCAAUGAUCAAAGUAAAAACGACAAGGAGAUAUUCAUGUACGAUGUCAAUUCGCAAUCGGUUAGCAAAAUGUCUGGGGAUUUAUCGACGGCCUUUGUCGAUGCUGCCGAAAGCAACUCGGACAGUACCGAUGAUUUUACUGGAUUUUAAACGAUCGAUCGUGAUUAAUCAUCUCUCUAACGAUUAUAUCAUUAUUUAACGUCUUUGAUUAGGAUCUAAUCUCGGAGUCUAAUCGAUUAAUAUCAUCGACCGCAUUGAGAUUUGUCAAUAUUUUUUGUACCUUCUAUUUCGUUCUUUUUCUUUUCUUUUUUCUCUUUUUAUUAUUAUUAUUAUUAUUAUUAUUAUUAUUAUUAUUAUUAUUAUUAUUAUUAUUAUUAUUAUUAUUAUUCUCUACACGUAUCAUAUACAAUCGUAAUAACGUAUGUAUAUGUGCAUGUAUAUAUGAGAGAGCAAGAGGGAACUAUCGAAUCGAGGAUGAUGAUUUCAUGCGGAUAACGAAGCAAAAGCGAAAGUCCUGUAAGCUAGAAAUAGAAAACGUAAGGAAAGUUUACACGUGAGGAAUACACGGCACCUAGCAACGGCCAUUUCUCGGAAUGACGAAUCACCAUGUCGAGAAAUAUAUGUUUAUUAAAGGGAAAAAAGGAAAAAAAAAGAUCACACAAAAGAGAAACAAAACAAAAGAAGAAAAAAGAUCGAACACCCUCCCGAACAAAAAGAAAAUAAAACAAGAAAAAAAAACAGGGACACCGCAAGAUAUUUCACAUGGAAAAACACUGAUAAAACAACAUGGAAUAUGACAUGAGGAUGAUGAUGACGACGACGACGACGAUGACGAUGAUGAUGAUGAUGAUGAUGAUGAUGAUGAUGAUGAUGAUGAUGAUGAUGAUGAUGAUGAUGAUGAUGAUGAUGACGAUGAUGAGAGUACAUACUUCUUGUAGAUAUAUUAACGAUGUAUGAUUAUGUAUAUAACGCAGAUCUUUUUUUACAUUUUUAUACGAAAUAAACGCAAUCCUUUUGUACGUGGAUAUUGUUAACUUUCUGUGAAUUCUACGAAAGGAUCGAACGAAAGUGAGAUCUUCUCACGUGCGCACACAUUCAAACACCCGCACAAGCACCCAUACAGACAUACUACCACCCUUUCCCGUCCCACCUUCCCUCUCUCCCUUCCUCCUUCUUCUUCGAUAUAGGUGAAUGGAUUCAUUUGAAAUUCUAUGAAAUCGCAUAGGAAUAUUGCAAGCAAUUCACUUCUAUUUUCUACGAGUUCAACUCGUCUUGGCUCGUGAACUUGACGAAUAAAGAAAUAGGCUAUCUUCAUUAAACUUUCAUCGUUUCUACGUCGGAAUACACGUUACAUGAUUGAUAAAAAGAAUUUAUAAUAAUAAUAAUAGUAAUAAUAAUAAUAACGAUACUAAUAAUAAUAAUGAUAGUAGUAGUAGUAAUAAUAAUAAUAAUAAUAAUAAUAAUAAUACAAUUAACAGAAUAGUAACAGUAAUAAAAAAAUCAUGAUAGAAAGUUUUAAUUUCUCACGCUUUUAAAAACGCCAUGACGCUAGUCAAAUUGAAUGAAUCGAUACUUACGAAUGAAAUAUCGAUUGAGAUCGAGAUUGUGAUCUAUUGAAGA